GUGUGUGUAUUUUGGCUAAAAGCUAGUUUAGUUAACGCCAGCUCAACAUACAGACAAGUCCAACAGAUGUUAGAGCUUGUUGCAAAAUCGAAAUUUAUCAAACUGCAGCUGUUAAAAGUAAUUAACAUUUGAAUAGAAUAAAAGUUAAGUAUUAGAAAAAUGCGCUGCAUAUUGUUUGUGGCGCUGCUGGUGGCGCUGAGUGUGGCCGCCACAGAUGCCAUAGGUGUCAACCACCUGCCAGAGGCGUCGCUGAAUCUCAACGAACGUUUCUUCGACGAGGUCAGGGAGCUUAUCAAGCGACGCAUUGAGAGCAAGCAGCUGCCAAUGGCAGCCAGCGACGCGUUGGCCUUGCAGAAUCAACGCAGCUACGAGAAUGUGCCCAUUCCAGCGGCAAGUGUGCCCGUGCCAGUGCUGGUCGAGAAUUGGCCCACAGAUCAGCAUAGCUUUGGUCAGGUCACUGCUGUGUCCGUGGAUCCCGAGGGCAAUCCAGUUAUAUUUCAUCGUGCUGACCGCUACUGGGACGUUAACACUUUCAACGAAAGCAAUAUCUAUUAUCUAAUUGAGUACGGGCCCAUCAAAGAGAAAACUAUUUAUGUGCUGGAUCCCAAGACGGGCGCCAUCAAGUCCGGCUGGGGCUCGGAUAUGUUUUAUAUGCCACAUGGCAUGGCAAUAGAUGCGCAUGGCAAUUACUGGAUCACCGAUGUGGCAAUGCAUCAAGCGUUUAAGUUUAAGCCGUUUGACAGCAAACCGCUGCUGGUUAUAGGCAAACGGUUUCGUCCUGGCUCUUCCAUUAAGCAUUUAUGCAAGCCCACGUCGAUUGCUGUGGCCACCACUGGCGAGUUCUUUAUAGCGGAUGGCUACUGCAACAGUCGCAUACUCAAAUUCAAUGCAGCUGGUAAACUGUUGCGCAGCAUUCCACAGCCACCCGAAUUCUUGUCGCUGCAAGUGCCACAUGCCAUUACCUUGCUGGAGCAUUUGGAUCUGCUGUGCAUUGCAGAUCGUGAAAACAUGCGCGUUGUCUGCCCCAAAGCUGGUUUGAAGUCUUCACAUGGCGAGGGUCAGCCCGCUGCCACUAUACAGGAACCUGAUCUCGGACGUGUGUUUGGUGUAAGCGCCUAUGGCGACUUGGUCUUUGCUGUCAAUGGACCCACUUCCAUGCUGCCGGUGCGCGGCUUUACUAUAGAUCCACGCUCCGAAGCCAUCAUAGGGCAUUGGGGCGAGUUUAAGAAUCCACACUCCAUAGCGGUAAGCGUCAAUGGCUCCGCUUUGUAUGUCACUGAGACGGGCACCAAUCAUCAAACGAAUCGUGUCUGGAAGUACGUGCUGGCUUGAGGUUUGCAGCAGCAGCAGCAGCACCAGUCAAGGCAUAUCCACAAAUAGUAGAAAAUUCGAAUUCGCCCAUGCAAAACCCACACACACACACACAAUUAACUCUAGCAUAUUAUAUAGCGUAUGAGAAAGCACCAAUAGUUACAUUUCGCAUAAUUUAAAGCUAAACAAAUACAAAUACAAUAGUAUGUACUGUUAAAAGAUAAUGAUACCGUUUAAGUAUGUAAAUUUGCUUGACAAGAGAAAAAUACCACAACAAACAUAACCUCAAAAUCUUAUGUUUUUACUAGCACUGUAAUAAGCGCAUAUUGAAAUACAAUAAUUAAUUGAAACGGCUUAUACUACGAUUAUGUAUUUAGGCACUUGCAAACAUUUCUUAACAUAUAUUAGAAUCUUUGACGCUAUGUAACAUAUGUAUGUGUAUGUACUCUAAACCGCACAAGUAUAUAA
Molecule: messenger RNA, 1779 nt
Organism: Drosophila busckii
Lineage: Eukaryota; Metazoa; Arthropoda; Insecta; Diptera; Drosophilidae
Gene: Pal2
Product: peptidyl-alpha-hydroxyglycine alpha-amidating lyase 2
Exons: 6
Coding region: 160-1332 (390 amino acids)
Biological process (GO): peptide metabolic process
Cellular component (GO): extracellular region; membrane
Molecular function (GO): protein binding; catalytic activity
Source: RefSeq, a predicted model, not a curated record